AAAAAUGGAAACUGUAUUACGUCGGACGGUUCAACCCUUCACUGAAUCAAAUUUAAAGAUUCCAAAAACAGUUACUCUAACUAAACUAACCCCAGUUAAAACUGAAGAGAACAUAAUUUCCAAGCUAAAAAAAUUACCUGGUAUUACUCUAGAUUUAGUUAAAUCUGAGCCAAUUUUCAAAAUUCCUAAAGUUCCAAAACUUAAAAAAAGUAACAAUAAACAAAUUAUUACGUCUGAUAAUAAAUCAAAAGUUGUUUUUGAAAAAAAUCUAUCAUUAAAAAAACAAAAUGAUAGCAUAAUUGAUAAAAAUAUAGUUAUAAUUGAUACUAUUGAUCUUACCAAUUGUAAUUCAAAUGUCAAUAAGACUUCAAAAAAGAAAAAGGAAUUAAAUUCUGAUCAAAUAAUUCCAAAGUAUUUGAAAUCAUCUUCUUUAAAAUAUUUAUACUCAGAAAAAGAGAAUAAACAAAUAACUAGUUCCCCUAAUAAAUUUCUAAAAAAUAAUUGCACAAAAACCAAACCAGCACAUUCAAAAACUAUAAAAUCAGUUGAACAAUUACCGAAUUUAUCUAAUGCCUUGCCUGUAGUAUUAAGCAGUAAUUCAAUAAACAGUAGCACACAAUUUAAAAUCUGUGACAAAAAGGCUUUAAAAUCUAAUGAAGAUUAUAAGCUUAUGGAUUUAUCAAUUACAGGUCAAGUCAAUAUUGUUUCGGCAUCAUGCUCAGAUUUUAUAGAAGAUGUUAGUAAUACCGAAUAUAAUAGUUUUUUAAUGGGAUUUAAUAAAUCUCCAGAUUAUAAUUAUGGUAUGGGUUUACGAACCUCUCAACAAUUCGUGGACCAUAGGCCAAAUGAAUUAUUAAUUGAACAAGAAUUUAUAUCCUUUUUUUCGGAUUCGCAAACAAACCCUCCAAUAAGUACAAAUAAAUCUAAAAACGAGCAUUCUGAUUUAUUUCUUUUAUCAUACUCUUUAAAAGAAAAUGUCUCACUGGACUAUUAUAAAAACGAACAAAUAAACAAUUUGUGUGUUAACAAUACAAUUAAUGGUUUUGAAUACGAAAAUAAAAAUUUAGAAAUUGAAGAAAAAUCCAAUUUAUGUUCAAGUAAUAAUGUUUUUAAAAUCCAACAGCUUCAAAUGAAUGAAGUUCAUGAUACCAUGGAAAUACCAAACGACCAUUUUAUACAGGGAAUGAGAACCUAUUUCCAUGAUUACUUAUUAGAAGAAGUUCUUAUAAGUGAAAAUAGAUCAAUUGAUUGCCCUAAACAUAUACAGGAAAUAUUAUCGAACACCGAACAAAUGUCUUCGAAUAUAAAGUCAAUCGAAAAUACAAAUUGUACUAAAAGAUGGCAACCACAAAAUGAUUUACAUAAAAAGCGAAAGACAGUAGUACAAUAAAUAAUAAUAUACAAAAAGUAGUUAAUCUUAUUUUUAUGGUUUAAAAUUCAAUUAGGUAAAA
Molecule: messenger RNA, 1451 nt
Organism: Sipha flava (yellow sugarcane aphid)
Lineage: Eukaryota; Metazoa; Arthropoda; Insecta; Hemiptera; Aphididae
Exons: 2
Source: RefSeq, a predicted model, not a curated record